This is a messenger RNA of Styela clava, 720 nucleotides long. RefSeq names its product small ribosomal subunit protein uS7. The record is from RefSeq and is a predicted model, not a curated record. Gene Ontology annotation, molecular function: RNA binding; structural constituent of ribosome. Gene Ontology annotation, biological process: translation. NCBI's taxonomy places the organism in Eukaryota, Metazoa, Chordata, Ascidiacea, Stolidobranchia, Styelidae. Gene Ontology annotation, cellular component: small ribosomal subunit.
GAGUGACCUCGUCGGUCUUUUGCUUCUGAUUCAGUCGAAAACAUGGCGUCCGAGGAACUCGCUGAAGAAGCUAUUGUGGCUGAUGCGCCUGAAAUCAAACUUUUCGGACGGUGGACCACCAGUGAUGUUCAAAUUAACGAUAUAUCACUCACGGAUUACCUUCCUGUAAAGGACAAGUAUUCCAAAUAUCUUCCCCACAGUUCUGGUAGGUACCAGGUGAAAAGAUUUCGAAAGGCACAAUGCCCAAUUGUUGAGCGUUUGGUCAAUUCAAUGAUGAUGCAUGGAAGAAACAAUGGAAAGAAGCUCCUUACAGUACGCAUUGUGAAACAUGCAUUCGAAAUCAUUCAUCUAUUGACAUCGGAGAACCCACUCCAAGUUCUUGUCAAUGCAAUAAUCAACGGUGGGCCAAGAGAAGAUUCAACUAGAAUUGGACGUGCUGGUACAGUCAGGAGACAGGCUGUUGAUGUGUCACCUCUUCGUCGUGUCAAUCAAGCCAUCUGGCUUUUAUGUACGGGUGCGAGAGAGGCUUCCUUCCGUAACAUCAAAACAAUUGCUGAAUGUUUGGCAGAUGAACUUAUUAAUGCUGCAAAGGGAUCAUCGAAUUCGUAUGCCAUCAAGAAGAAGGAUGAAUUGGAACGUGUUGCAAAAUCCAAUCGUUAGAAUUGUGAUCUUGUUUGUUAAUAAAACAUGUUCAACAUCUAUUGACGAUGUUUAAUUGGA